Platichthys flesus (European flounder) is the source of this 4160-nucleotide messenger RNA. RefSeq names its product GTF2I repeat domain containing 1 (gene gtf2ird1). The record is from RefSeq and is a predicted model, not a curated record. The transcript is spliced from 27 exons. Bases 279 to 3329 code for a protein of 1016 amino acids. Gene Ontology annotation, molecular function: DNA-binding transcription factor activity. Gene Ontology annotation, cellular component: nucleus. NCBI's taxonomy places the organism in Eukaryota, Metazoa, Chordata, Actinopteri, Pleuronectiformes, Pleuronectidae.
AGCAGGAGGCGAAUGAGUUUCAAUUUUACUGGAUUACAGAACAAAGAGAGGGGGACAGGGACCGAGCGCCGUUAAAGGGGCAAAAGACACACAAACUGGGGGUAAAAACACAGCUCGCACGCGCACACGCGGUCCCAGCCCGCCGUCCAGAUGUGGAGGAUUACGAGGUUUUAGCGGACACGUCGUGGGAAUCGCGGGUGAUGGAUUAAAACAGGGGGAAUAAACCUAUUCCGGGAUUGGCGACGGCAACAAGGCUAUUUAAUCGCUAAUUGAGAGGCAUGGCUCAGAUGAGGAAGCUGGCAUGCGACAGCAUCAGGGCGAGCGCCCGGGGCGAGCCGCCGGUGUCGGCCCGACAGGAGAUCCUCACCAGCCUGGUGUCAGCCCUGGACUCAGUGUGCAUGGCGAUGUCAAAGCUCAACGCCGAGGUGGCGUGUGUCACCGUGCACGAGGACAGCGUGAUUGCCGUGGGCACGGAAAAGGGCCGAGUGUUCCUCAACUCCAGGAGGGAAAUCCAAACAGACUUCUACAAGUUCUGCCGGGCGCCAUGUCUGCAGAGUUUGACCACAGCGAAUGCCCAAACCAAAGACCAGGACGCCGAGCUCAGCAAACUGAGUAAAGACGGUGAACACGGGAAACCGAGAGCUCCAUCAGACGCCCAGUCCAACAUCUUUGUUCUGAGGAAGAUGGUGGAGGAAGUCUUCACUGUGCUUUACAGUGAAGCUGUGGGAAAGAGCAGCCUGGUCCCAGUGCCUUAUGAGUGGAUCCAGAAGGACCCCGGCUCUGUGGUGGCCCACGGUCUGCCUGAAGGAGUCACUCUGAAGAAGCCGUCGGAGUACGACAUCAAGACACUGAUGAAGAUUCUGGAGCAGAGCCAUCGGAUCCAGUUCACGGUAAAACGGCCGGCAGAAGAUUUGUCUCGAGAAGCCAAGUCCAGCACUGAUGUCAAUCACAACACUUCCACCGCCGCCACCAUGACGCCAAGCAGCCACGGCGCAGGGAAGACCCCCGCCCCGGUAGCCCCGUCACCAAGUCCCGCCACUUCCAGCAACUCUGUCCUGUCGGACUUCCUGUACGGCAUGCCCAUGUCCUCCAAACCCCACCCGGACAGCAAGCUGGACUUCAAACCCUUGUCCCUCCUCAACCUGGGCAAGGACCGACUGGCCAACUGGACAGCGGGGACGGACAAGACAUGUUCCAAGGACGGCACUAACAACGAUGAGACAACUCGACUACCUGGUGAUCAAGGCCAGAGUCCUCCUGGUGUCCACAUCUCCAAGAGGCUGCUCUUCUCUAUCGUGCAUGAGAAAUCAGAAAAAUGGGACUCGUUCAUUCGGGAAACUGAAGACAUCAACACGCUGAGAGAAUGCGUUCAGAUUCUGUUCAACAGUCGAUACGCUGAGGCCCUGGGUCUGGAUCACAUGGUGCCUGUCCCCUACCGCAAAAUAGCCUGCGACCCAGGUGCCGUGGAAAUCAUCGGCAUCCCCGACCAGAUCCCCUUCAAGAGACCCUGCACCUACGGAGUCCCCAAGCUCAAACGCAUCCUGGACGAGCGCCACGGAAUCCGCUUCAUUGUCAAGCGAAUGUUUGAUGAAAGGAUUUUCACUGCUGCUGGAAAGAUGGCGAGAGAGGAGGGGAAGCACGACCUGGGCUCGGCACCUGAAGACGGCUUCCCCGACAAUCUGAGCAUCCCCCCCUCCGGAGCAGAGCUGCUCAUCAACCCCCUCAGCAGCAGAUCGACGAGUGCGUGUGUGAGUCCCCUGGCGGACGGUGAAGCAGGCCCUUCGGGAGAUUGCAUUCCUUUGAAAAGGAUUAAAACGGAGCCUCCAGAUGGGGAAAUCAUUCAAGUUACAGUGCCAGAUGCUGGUACGAGUGGGGAGGAGCCCAGCGAGCCUGUGGCCGAGCCUGUGUCGGCGGCAGCGCGUCCAGCCACAGCCUCCCCCUCCUCUCAGCCGGCCCCCCCUGCUCCCACGGCUUCCCAUCACCCGCCGGAAAAUCACACAGCUGAAGCUCUUUCGCCGGGCGCGGCCUCCCAGAGCGUCAGAAGAUCCUCUGAAGCUGGGAGUCUGGUGGAGGACAUCGGUGAAAUGAUUCUCCAGCUCCGGAGACAAGUGGAGAGCCUCUUCGGCCUGAAGUACGCUGAAGCUCUGGGCCUUCCUGAACCAGUCAAGGUUCCCUACUCCCGGUUCCAGAUGUAUCCGGACGACCUGUACGUCACCGGGCUGCCGGAGGGGAUCUCCAUCCGGAGGCCCAACUGCUUCGGAGCCGCCAAGCUGCGCAAGAUCCUGUCGGCGAGCAGCCAGAUCCAGUUUGUCAUCAAGAGGCCUGAGCUGUUAACGGAGCAAGUGAAACAAGAAAUGCCUUCAAUCCCCGUGUGUGACUCCGAUCUGGACACGAAGGACGCAGCUGCAGACGAGGCCGCCGCUGCGUCCAAGAGAUCCGGCUUCUCAGGAGGACGCUGCGCCAGUGGACAUUUAGAAAGUUGUCCUCUGUCUCCAGAGUGCCUGGAGUCCAAGCUCUCCAGGAUCGACCUGGCCAACACGCUGCGAGAGCAGGUCCAGGAUCUGUUCAACCGGAAGUACGGGGAGGCGCUGGGCAUCAAGUACCCGGUGCAAGUGCCUUACAAGAGGAUCAAGAACAACCCGGACUCGGUCAUCAUCGAGGGCCUCCCCCCCGGCAUCCCCUUCAGGAAGCCCUGCACCUUCGGCUCGCAGAACCUGGAGAGGAUCCUGGCCGUGGCUGACAAGAUCAACUUCACCAUCACCAGACCUUUUCAAGGACUCAUUCCAAAACCAGCACCUCGACGAGUCACGUUACUGAAGAAGGCCUACGCCUCGAUCAGCGAUGACGAUGACGUGAGCCGCAUGGGGGAGAAGGUCGUCCUCCGGGAGCAGGUCAAGGAGCUGUUCAACAAGAAAUACGGUGACGCUCUGGGCCUGGACCGCUCUGUCCUGGUCCCGUACAAGCUGAUCCGCGGGAGCCCGGAGGCCGUGGAGGUCAGCGGCCUCCCGGAGGACGUCCCCUUCAGGAACCCCAACACCUACGACAUCGUGUGUCUGGAGAAAAUCCUCCAGACUGCAGAGAAGAUAACGUUCACCAUUAAAAGCCAGCUCCAGCCUUUCGCAGAGAUCUGUAGCCAGCCGUGUAACACAGGAGGAACCGACGUCUCCACCAAUCGCAGGAAGCGUAAGAGAGUUCAGGAGAGUAAUCGAGUUCCUGCCUCGUCCGACCUCGGGAUGUCAACCAAUCAGAUUCCAGUGAUGCAGUGGCCCAUGUACAUGGUGGACUACAGCGGCGUGAAUGUGCAGGUUCCCGGAAAAGUGAAUUACUGACAGACGAAGCAAAGGGAAUAAAACACACAACCCGCGGAGGGACACUCGUGACUCUUCCACACACAGACACACACUAACACUUUGUCAGAGUGCGACAGCGACACAAUCUCCAGACGGAAGUUGGGACGUCCCGAGGAAUGUACCUGGACCCGAGAGCUGGGCUCGUUCUGCCUCCUGCCUUCACACCAGUUCUCCUCCUGAAGCCGAUCGACUGGUCACAAUGGUUUUGUUUUUGUACUUAAAGUCACGUGACCUGCAUUUAUGACGUGUCCAUCCACUGAGUCGUGUUUCUGGAUCGCUAAACGUAUUACUGACAAAAAAGAAAAAUGUCUACUAUCCAUCUGGUUUCCACAAUAUUCAGAUAUUUGUACUUUUUAUUUAUUAUAUUUAUUGAAAUAUAACAUUAUGUGCAGGGAUGUAAAAUACAUGAUUCUGUUGAGGAACUAUCACAACACUAACGCAGAUGCUACUCACCACUCCGCGACUACAGGUGACCACUGGAGUCCAAUUAAACAGCAGCAAUCAAGUGUCUUAAUUAGGUGUUGGGGGGGGGGGGGGGGGACUGUAAGCCAUCAGCAACGAACAGAGACAAAACUCUGAAGUUUCCCCCCCGACAGGUCGGAACCUGCAGUAAAAACAAGACCUUACGUAAACGGCUUUUUUUUAUGUUAGCGGCGCAUUAACCACGUGUAAGAUAUCCAGUUUGAAGUCGGCCUGAAUGUAUCAUGUAAAGGAAAGAAUGAGAUGUUACUCUGGACUAACCAUAUUUAAUAUGCUGUACCUUAACGCCAAUUAGGCCUUUGAAAUAAAAUGUGUUGCCUUGCACUUUCA